CUGAUAGCUGCAGUGGGCUGCCCCACGAUCACCCAAAGAGCGAUAGGACAAAGCCGACUGCACCGUCUUCUUUCUUGUUGGAUACGCCUUGAUAUCAGUGAGCGAGCCUUUUAUAUACACUCCUUCUCUUUAGGCGGUCCAAAUUUGGUCGAAUUGAAGAUGCUACCACCCUCGUCGCCCAUCGCAUUCCCCUCCAGCCCGCCGCCCGCAACCGCAACCGCAACCGCAACCGCAAAACGGCCUCGCGACUCCGAUGCUCCCAAGCCCGCAAAACCCCGCGCUCUGGGUGGCUUCCUCUCUGACUCUGACGACGACCAUGUCUCUCUGGAGCGAUCUCCGAAGCGACGAAUGCUACAGCACGACAUCCAGGCAGAUACCCAGACAACCGAGCCCCCGCUUCUCAGUCAGCUAGCGAUCGAUGAAGACCCCGAAGAAGAAACAGAACGAUAUGAGCGCCUAUUCGGUACAAGAACAACAGCCUCGGCGCUCCCUACGACUUUGCUCAGCGAUUUCCUCAACACGCCCUCCUACCGCAUCUCGACAUGUUCCGGCAAAUCCAUCCCUCUCCGGGAGCGCAAACCAACAGAGCCAGUCUCCUACGAGACAAUGGUAGCAGCAAGAUCGCGGACAAAAGAAGGCCGGGCCAAGAAGAGCUAUUACGGAAUUGAUAUCCACGAACUUAUCGACGACGCAACAAAAGAGAUUGCCGAAGCGCACAAAGCAGCCGCCACGACUCCCAUCACCCCUCCCACCAACCCAGACAGGCCCGUACGAUCGGUCGAAGAACAUACAACAAAUACCAAGAAGCACAAGAAGAGCCUGUUAUGGACAGAGAAAUACCGUGCCCGGACAUUCAUGGACCUAGUUGGCGAUGACUUGACCAACAGGCAGGUGCUUCGCUGGCUUAAGCGAUGGGACCCCAUAGUAUUCCCACAUGCCGCAAGAAGCAAGCCAUCACGGCGACAUGGCGCACAAGGACAACCGCAGCAGCCAGAGGAGGAAAAGCCACAUCGGAAAAUCCUCAUGUUGACUGGCCCGCCUGGUUUGGGCAAAACGACCCUAGCGCAUGUGUGCGCGCGACAAGCUGGUUAUGAAGUUAUGGAGAUCAACGCAAGUGACGACAGAAGCAAGGACGUGGUCAAAGGGCGGAUUCGGACAAGUCUCGGAACGGAGUCAGUCAAGACGGUAGAGAACAAGAAGCCCGAGACAGGAAAACAACAGAAGAUUGCUCGACCGGUGUGCGUAGUAGUUGAUGAAGUCGAUGGUGUCGUUAGUGGCUCGGGAGGGUCUGGUGAGGGCGGUUUCGUCAAAGCCUUGAUCGAUCUGGUGCUCCUUGAUCAAAAAAACAGUUCUGGGGCCGGGGCCUCUUCUGCGGCUGGUCGGAAAAAGAAGAAGGGGGAUGACUUCAGACAGAUGAGACCUCUUAUCCUGAUCUGCAAUGAUGUUUACCACCCGUCGCUUCGGCCGCUACGCCAAUCAGGCCUUGCUGAAAUCAUUCACGUAGGCAAGCCUUCCGUGGAGGCAGUAGUCACACGUCUCAAGACUGUCUUUGAAAAGGAGGGAAUCCCGUGCGAAAAGGACGCUGCGCGCAAGCUCUGUGAGGCCGCAUGGGGAAUGACCAGCGGUAUUGACGCCAAGCGAGGAGCCGAGGGCAAUGCCGAGGGUGAUCUUCGCGGCAUCAUGGUCGUGGGAGAGUGGGUUGCCGGCCGGUUACGAGCAACCAUUACGAGCACACCGGUUCUUACGAGGCAAUGGAUUGAUCAAAAUAUCGUCCAGGACCUCGCUCACGGUGGUGGAGGUGCCCGCGGUCUAGGUCGCGGUGGCGUCAAAGAGAUUGUAAACCGUAUCUUCCAAGAAGGCGGUGGCUUCCCCAAGCCAGUUCUAUCACAGGCUGAGCAACCAAAGUAUGCCAAGCACGAACAACCGCAGGCAAAUCUCGGCUUCUCAGAGCAGCGGAAGAAGUAUGCGAUGGCGCGAUUAAGGGAGAUGAUUGACACGAGCGGCGAGGUCGACCGUAUCAUGACCGAGAUCUUCAGCGAGUAUCCCAACCGUGAGUUCAAUGACGACUCCUUCCUCACCAAGCCCGAUUCAGCUUAUGAGUGGAUGCACUUCCACGAUACAUGUUCAACGCGGUUGUACUCCAGUCAGGAGUGGGAGUUAGGCCAAUACAUCUCCCAGCCACCUUUGGCAUGUCAUCACUUAUUCGCUUCCCCUAAACGACAUCAGCCUCAGAACACCGAAAGGAAGUGGGGUGACGUAAUGGAGGAAGCCGAAGCACCUCCACUGCCCUUUAGCGGUCCAAGAGCAAACUUUGAGGCGCACGAGGCGGAGAAGGUGAACAGAGCAGCGCUGCAGGGGCUUCAAGGGCAGCUGCCCCCUAGUCUUCAUCGUCUGUUCCGCAGCCCUGAGGAUAUCUCCACACAUUUCCUGCCAUAUCUUGUCCGUCUGGUAUCGCCCGACGUGAAGCCCGUCGUAGUCGGUGGCAGCGACAAAAGCGGGGCGGUAGCGAGUGUAAGGAGGGAAGGCGAGAAGGCUAUGGUCAGGAGAGCGGCUCAAGUACUCGCCGAGGUGGGUAUCGCUUUGCAAAAGGGGAAGAUUGAGCCGGAUCCGACGCUUGGGCAGCAGUACCGGACACAAUGGGUGUAUCGCAUGGAACCAGACCUUGACACGCUCGCAACCUUUGAGACAGCCGGCGCCCUCGUCCUAGCCUCUCAAGCGCCAACGCGAUAUGCCGUCCGCCAAGUUCUAGACCAAGAGUUACAAAAGACCAUGGCAAUGCGCGAGAACGCUGCCAGGCAAGCGCGGAUGAACAAUGGGCAGACUAACUCUACUUUCAAGCCCCACGCUGCUGCUUCUCUCAACGUCAUGGACCUCGACGCUAACAAGGAGAAUAUGGCCAUGUUGGCCGAUCAAAAGGAAGUUAAAAGAGACUUCUUUGGUCGGGUGAUUGUGGAAAGGAAGAAGGGUGUCAACGCUUUGGGUGAGAAGAAUGGGGAUGCUACCGCCGCCGCUGGCGGGGGCGAUGGCAAGGAAAGCAGGAGGAAGGGAAGAGGCGACGUGGCCGGCGAUGAGAAGGACAUCAAGGUGUGGGUCACCUAUCAUGAAGGGAUCAAUAAUGCUGUCCGGAAACCGAUCUCGUUGGAGGAGUUCAUGAGAGGAUUCUAAUGUUAUUGGGUUUGCGAAGCCUGAGAGGGUCGCUUCUGUCCCUUAUACAUGAGGACUCAAGAGUCAAGACGUCCCCCUUUACCAUACGACAUCAUGUUGAGAGGUAGUAUUCUUGUCAAAUCCAUUCAGACCCGCUGGCCCUUCCACAUGUCCUCUUCCUCUCCUACAACUUUCAGCUGACCUGGUUUUCGGCCGGAGUUUGAACCGGCUUUGUGGCCCUUUUUCUUUUCGCUCUCUCACAAUUUGUUUGUGUAAUUCCCUUUUCGUAUUUUUGUGUUUAUCCUCAUUAUAUUCU
Molecule: messenger RNA, 3460 nt
Organism: Neurospora tetraspora
Lineage: Eukaryota; Fungi; Ascomycota; Sordariomycetes; Sordariales; Sordariaceae
Exons: 2
Coding region: 160-3165 (1001 amino acids)
Cellular component (GO): nucleus
Molecular function (GO): DNA binding; ATP hydrolysis activity; ATP binding
Source: RefSeq, a predicted model, not a curated record